AUGCAGAGUAGAUCCCUUCUGAGCGGUGUGAUACUUGGAUGGUUCUUCGCUUUAUGGCUAGGAGCACGUCUGAUCGAUGUGAAUGUGCCCCUCAUUUCUAUUCCUGGCGAUCGACUAAGGGAUUCUAUAGAAUCGGCCGGAUUGUACUGUCCAUAUUCACUAACAGUGGAGCAAUACUGGCGUAAAGGACCACGAGAACACGUUGCAAUCGAAGGAGGCAAAGGGACCGUCUUUUUGUAUAGAGAGAAAAUUGAAGCGGCUUUCAGAAAUUGCAGGGACGGAGCUAUUGUAGUGCAGUGGUUCCUUCAACAAAUACGAGUUGAUCAACUUCUCAUGGAAGUGUUCUUGAGCGAAUACAUUUGGAUCACUGUACUUGGUGCUGCAGUCGCCUGUGCUAUGUCUCGUAUGUUUGUAUUCGAUCCAUUUAUCACGCUACGAAAUGCCCCGAUGGAAUACGUUGAAGAGAUGAAAUCGAGUGAAAAUUCCUACAUAACCCAUCUGAUGAGGUAA
Molecule: messenger RNA, 510 nt
Organism: Haemonchus placei
Lineage: Eukaryota; Metazoa; Nematoda; Chromadorea; Rhabditida; Trichostrongylidae
Source: the annotation of a GenBank genome assembly